Messenger RNA from Solea senegalensis (Senegalese sole), 1875 nucleotides. Its product is annotated as probable E3 ubiquitin-protein ligase DTX3. The coding region runs from base 296 to 1267 and encodes 323 amino acids. The transcript has 4 exons. The record is from RefSeq and is a predicted model, not a curated record. NCBI's taxonomy places the organism in Eukaryota, Metazoa, Chordata, Actinopteri, Pleuronectiformes, Soleidae. Gene Ontology annotation, biological process: protein ubiquitination; Notch signaling pathway.
GUCCUGGAGCAGAAAGUGAAACUAAAGAGCGGCGUCAGAGGAGAGUGAGACCUGGCAGCAUGGAGUGUAUAAAAAACCUGGUUGCCACCAUCAAUGAAGCUGAUUACAGAGACUCUGUCAAACUUAAGAGGAUUCUUCAGCGUUACCCUUCCAAGAAAGAAGGUUUCUGCUACAGCGUGAGAGGAGACUUCAAAGUACUGGACCAUCUGUCGGAGGAUCUGUUAGCGGUGGAGCGUCACUUCACGCCUGACACACGUCAGCGCCGGUCAGACGUGUGGACGCGCCCGCGUUUGUCAUGGAUUACAUUCAGCAGAGACGUGCAGGAGAGCUGGACAGAAUCACAGGAGACAGAUUUAUUAUAGAAGCACAGCCACAGCAACGCAGUCACCCGCACAGCACAGUGCAGGUGACCAUAAGACCACGCCCCUUCUCCACGACCAGCCCCGCCCACGCUGACCACGUCAGACAGAGGUUCAUCACGCUGUACCAGAGAACUGCAGCCGACCUGCAGCUCGCGACGCUCUGUGUGAGUGAACGUGAGCUGCAGGAGCUGCAGAGGACGUUUCCACAGCUGCUCUUUAAACCCAGCCACAAACAUGAAGUCACUGUGAUCGGACCUUUUGUGUACGUCGCUAGAUUACAAGAGAUUCUCUCAACACACGAAACACCAGAGCCGAGCAGGAGGGCAGCGAGAGAAGGUCCUGAAGACGAGUCGUGUCCCAUCUGCAUGGAAACGAUCAAAAGAGGCGAGAAAGAGACUCUGCCUUGCAAACACUGCUUCUGCAGAGACUGUCUUCAAAGAGCGUUCCACUACAAGCCUGUGUGUCCCACCUGUGGACGAGUGUACGGCACUUUGACUGGGACGCAGCCUGAGGGAGGAAGAAUGACUCACACCACAAUCUCAUCAUCAUCGUUGCCUGGAUACGACAAAUAUGGAACCAUCAUUAUCCAGUAUCGCAUUCCGGCUGGGAUCCAAACGGCGGAGCAUCCCAACUGUGGUCAGCCGUACGACGGCGUGACGCGCACGGCGUAUCUCCCCGACUCGUCGGAGGGCCGGAGGAUUCUGACGCUGUUGAAACGAGCCUUUGAUCAGAGACUCAUCUUCACCGUGGGUCGCUCCACCACCAGCGGCAGGAACAACGCGCUCACAUGGAACGACAUCCACCACAAAACCUCAACGUGUGGAGGACCAACCCGCUACGGUUACCCGGACCCCGACUACCUGAGUCGAGUGGCAGAUGAACUGAGAGCCAAAGGAAUUGAAUGAGUCACUGAACACAUUUGUGUCAGUGUGAUGAAGGACAUUCAUAACUACACCGUAAAUCACCAACUAUAGCUUUUGUUUGUAUUAAGGUAGUAGUGUUGUAAUCAAUAUGAUUUAUCAUAUAGUCUGGUUGACUUGUAAACACAACAUAGAGGUUAAAAGUAUUUUAUUAAACCACAGUUCUAUUUAUUAAUGGUCAGUUUGUUUCUAUAAAGGACUUUUCUACACUUAAUAUUAUUGGAACCAUGUUUUUUAUAAUCAGUAGAAGCAAAGAAGACAAGUGAUGGAAUCACUAAACGUGUUUGUGAUGAAUAAACAGCUGCUGUCGCUGGCGAUGUCAAAAAAAGCUGGUGAAUAAGUAACGUUUGAAACAGAGAAAGUGUCACACACACACACACACAGAAAUCUCUAUGUGAAAUCCCUCACAUGGAACAAAAGCAAAGUUGUAGCUUCAAAUAAGAAUUUAAAUCAGUUGUAUGAUUAGGCACUUCCAAGCUCAUGGUUUAUUUUCAAGGGUCAAAGACAGAACACAGAUUAGAGGUCCCUUUAUUCAGAUAGAACACGUAUAAUCUCCCAUUACCAAUCCCCCCCCGGCCCUAUGCUACAUACAA